Molecule: messenger RNA, 1552 nt
Organism: Acanthoscelides obtectus
Lineage: Eukaryota; Metazoa; Arthropoda; Insecta; Coleoptera; Chrysomelidae
Source: the annotation of a GenBank genome assembly
UGACGUGUAACCAACAUACCAAAGAGUGAUUUACAUACUUUUGUUAUCUGCUACAGAUAUACCGCUUAUAAAAAAUCUAUUCGGCCUCAAAUAUUUACCUCGCUUAGACUGCCAGUCCUAUCGGGAGUACCUCCUAAUCUUCGUCGAUAAAACGACCACUGAUAAGUUUCAAUUUGACCAUAAGAAUGUCAUAUCUAUAAGUUCGAAUACAACAAUAGAAGCUAGUUCUCUCGAUAUGAAGUUCAGUACUCUCUGUACAAGUGUUGUUGCCUAUGUAUUUUUUGGCAGUUGCAAUUCUCUUGCGCAAGCGCCAAAAUGCAGCCUCAGAAACAAAUCCAUAGUAUGCUCCUCUAUUGACGAUACUUACCUGUUGGAAGAAGUCAGCGAAUUAAACAUCACUAACAGCUACAUCCCACUGAUAGAACCAGUAUUCUUCGAAAGACUCCCAAAUCUCAACAAAGUCGUUUUGAGAAAUGUUCACCUUAGAGGAAUAAUGCCCGACGCUUUUUCUAAUUUAACAGCUUUAAAAUAUUUGAACCUAGGAAACAACAACUUAGAUACGUUCAACAUCUCGACAGACAUUUGCUUGGAAGUUUUAGAUUUGUCUGACAAUAAUCUCCAAAACCUGUCUGAUUCCGACAUAGGAUGCAUUAAGAAUCUGAAGGUCCUUGAUAUUUCGAAUAAUAAUAUCAAGUUUUUGCCUUCAUCGUUAUUGGAGAAGCUCAAAACCGAUAUAGGCUUUACGCUAGUAUCACAUGGAAACCCUUGGAAUUGUAAUUUGAAGGAGUGGGUUACGAGCUUGAAUCAGGAAUUAACAGACUUGUUUUGCAAUAGAAAGCCAACAGGUAACUGCCAAACUGGAAUUAAAAGAACAACGUUUGCAUUAAAGGAAAAAAGUUCAGAUAGGGAAGAACAUUGUCCGAUACCAACCUGUUUUAAGCAAUGCCUGUUUUGGUUUUUUGGAGCAAUUUGGAUCGGAGUAAUUAUUGGCAACGUUUGUAAAAUAAAGAAGCUGUUGUGCAGUAAUAUACGACAUGAAGACAAAACUACUCAGUAUGGUAAUGAAUGUUAUAAUACUUUCGGCGGCAUCAUAUAGACUCAUUUUGUCCGAACCCUUGUUUGUGUAAAAAAUGCUAUCUGAUAGUACAGUAUCAAGUUAGUUAAACAGUAACAAGUUAGUUAAACAGUUGAAAAUGAGCAUAUUAAGUUUAGGUGAAAGUAGAGCGAACUUAACCAUAUAACUAGGUGCUUCAUGAUUAAACUGAUUACUUCGUGUCUGUAUUGCCUAUCUCACGAGUAUAUAAUGUGUCCUGCCAUAAUGGGGAAUUUUGAAAUCUUACUAGAUAACCAGCUGUCAUUCUACCGUGAUGGAUACUCGUGACAGUGUUUGUAUUGUGCGCUUUUGUGUUUAAUGAAUUGUAGAUUUCUAACCCCAUCUAGUGAUCUAAGCAAAACUUAAAGCCAGUGGUCGUUCAUAAAACUUGAAAUUAUUAUAUUAUAUAUUAUAAAAUAUUUUGUUUAUGUAAAACGUGUUCAUGCAGUAUUUAUUAUA